Messenger RNA from Triplophysa rosa, 1091 nucleotides. RefSeq names its product phenylalanine--tRNA ligase beta subunit-like. Gene Ontology annotation, biological process: phenylalanyl-tRNA aminoacylation. The transcript has 6 exons. Gene Ontology annotation, cellular component: phenylalanine-tRNA ligase complex. Gene Ontology annotation, molecular function: RNA binding; magnesium ion binding; ATP binding. The coding region runs from base 38 to 805 and encodes 255 amino acids. The record is from RefSeq and is a predicted model, not a curated record. NCBI's taxonomy places the organism in Eukaryota, Metazoa, Chordata, Actinopteri, Cypriniformes, Nemacheilidae.
UGAGUCAGCUGAAAGUGUAGCGCAGCUCCUCACCAAGAUGUGUUUGAGGUCAGAGGUCGGCGGUGAGGAUGAUCGGAUCCAGGUUGAGAUCCCGCCCACACGCUCUGAUGUCAUCCACGCCUGUGAUAUCAUGGAGGACGCUGCCAUUUCCUAUGGCUUUAACAACAUUGUCAGGACCACGCCCCGUACUUACACAGUAGCCAAUCAGCUCCCUCUGAAUAAAUUGACAGAGUUAUUAAGACAAGACCUUGCAGCUGCUGGUUUUACUGAGGCUUUAACAUUCGCUUUGUGCUCAGAAGAAGAUAUUGCCAAUAAACUUGGGAAAAACAUUGCAGAAACGCGAGCAGUGCACAUCUCCAACCCAAAGACUGCAGAGUUUCAGGUGGCACGCACAACACUUCUGGCCGGUCUCUUGAAAACAGUCGCUGCCAACAGGAAGAUGCCCCUUCCUCUCAAACUGUUUGAGAUUUCAGAUGUCGUCCUUAAAGACGAAACGCGAGAUGUAGGAGCGCGUAAUAACCGGCGACUGUGUGCCGUGUACUACAACAAAAGCCCGGGUUUCGAAGUCAUCCACGGACUUCUUGAUCGGGUCAUGCAGCUGCUGGAUGUCAAACCGGGUUGUAACCAUGGAUACCACAUCCAGGCGGCAGAGGACUCCACCUUCUUCCCCGGGCGCUGUGCUGAGAUCUUUUCUCGCGGCAAAAGCAUCGGACACUUGGGGGUCCUUCACCCUGACGUCAUCAAUCGUUUUGAGCUGACCAUGCCCUGCUCUGCCAUCGAUAUCGACAUCGAGCCCUUCCUGUGAUAUCAUAACGCAGCUAUGACUGUAUGCCACGCCCCUCAACUGUAUGUUGUCUUGGCUCCUCCCUCAUAAACCGUUUUCACUCAUUAUUGGACACAUUUAUCUUAGCAGGGAGUAACGUUAAUGUCACAACGGCAUGGUUUAGUCAAACAUGUUGUUCAGAAAAUAAAAUCUUUUGUCUAUGGCUAGUACAUGUUAUUCAGCUAUUGAACAUUACGAGUGUAUGUUUGUGCCCGCACAACUUAGAAAUGAAUAAAUGUGGAUUUUAGAAAUCAAGAUUUUCUAAAUG